Molecule: messenger RNA, 1680 nt
Organism: Magnusiomyces paraingens
Lineage: Eukaryota; Fungi; Ascomycota; Dipodascomycetes; Dipodascales; Dipodascaceae
Exons: 3
Coding region: 1-1680 (559 amino acids)
Biological process (GO): protein folding
Cellular component (GO): chaperonin-containing T-complex
Molecular function (GO): ATP binding; ATP hydrolysis activity; ATP-dependent protein folding chaperone
Source: RefSeq, a predicted model, not a curated record
AUGUCGCUCAAGCUUCCCAAUGCCCCAGGCACAGGUCUCUUCAAGCAGGGUUACCAAACCUAUGCAUCUGAAGAUGGCGCUGUGUCUAGAAACAUCCAGGCUGUGCGUGAAAUCACAAACAUGGUCCGCACCUCUGUGGGACCCUCAGGCCAUAAUAAGAUUGUCGUGAACCACCUUGGCAAGAUCUUCAUCACUAGUGAUGCCGCUACAAUUCUCCGCGAGCUUGAGAUUGUCCAUCCUGCUGCCAAGCUCGUCGUCAUGGCCAGUCAACAACAAGAACAAGAGAUGGGUGAUUCAACCAACCUUGUGCUCAUCCUUGCUGGUGAGUUCCUUUACCAAGCUGAUAGCCUUUUAAGACUGGGUCUUCAUCCUUCUGAAAUCGUUCAAGGCUACGAGCUUGCACGCAAGUUUGCAGUUGAUCAGCUCGAGACCUUGAUUGCUGAUAACAUCACCGAUCUCACCGACCCAAAACAAGUGUCUAAGGCCGUCCAAACUACACUGGCAUCCAAGCAAUAUGGUAACGAGGAGUACCUUGCCAAGCUCGUCUCCGAGGCCAUUGUUCAUAUUAUUCCUCCCAAGAACCCCAAUCUUUUUAAUGUCGACAAUGUGCGUGUCGUCAAGAUUCUCGGUUCCAGUCUCGACAACUCCCAGGUCAUCAAGGGUAUGGUCUUUGGCCGUGAGCCCGAAGGCUCAGUUCAGCAUGUUGAAAAAACAAAGGUCGGUGUCUUCACCACCCCCUUUGACAUUUCUGCCACCGAAACAAAGGGCACCGUGCUGCUUCAUAAUGCAAAGGAGAUGCUUGACUUCACCAAGGGUGAGGAAAAGCAAAUGGAAGCCAUCGUCAAGGAGAUUGCUGACACUGGUCUACGCGUUGUUGUUGCUGGUGCCGGUGUGGGCGAGCUUGCCCUGCACUACCUCAACCUCGCUGGUAUUCUCGUUUUUAAGGUCUCAAGCAAGUUUGAUCUGCGCCGUCUGUGUCGGGUAGUUGGCGCCACUCCUCUCCCACGUCUGGGUGCCCCACUGCCUGAUGAGCUCGGUGUCAUUGAUGUGGUCGAGACAAUUGAAAUUGGUGGUGACCGUGUCACUGUUUUCCGCCAGGAAAAGGAAGCUUCACGAACAGCUACCAUUGUUCUCCGUGGUGCCACACAAAACGCUCUUGAUGACCUUGAGCGUGCCAUUGACGAUGGUGUCAGCGCCAUCAAGGCCCUGACACGUGAAGGAAAGCUGGUUGCCGGUGCCGGUGCCACCGAGACCGAGCUGGCCUCUCGCAUUGUGCAGUAUGGCGAGCGCACACCUGGUCUGCUCCAGCAUGCCAUUAAGAAGUACGGUGAAGCUUUUGAAGUGAUUCCUCGCACAUUGGCCGAGAAUGCCGGUCUGGAUGCAACUGAGGUCAUGUCUCAGCUUUACUUUGCCCAUACCUCAAAGGAAAAUGAGUCUCCGGAGACUGCAUCCACCGUUUACUACGGUGUCGACAUUGAGAAUGAUCAUGACGGUGGCGUUUUUGAUGCGCGCGAAAACGGUAUUUUUGACAUUUACGCGGCGAAAAAGUCGGCUAUUGAACUGGCCACCGAGGCUGCCAGCACGAUUCUUUCUGUUGAUCAGAUCAUCAUGGCCAAGCGUGCGGGUGGUCCUGUCAUGCCCACGCCGCAGUCCAAGGGCAACUGGGAUGACGAUGAUUAG